Messenger RNA from Rubroshorea leprosula, 513 nucleotides. NCBI's taxonomy places the organism in Eukaryota, Viridiplantae, Streptophyta, Magnoliopsida, Malvales, Dipterocarpaceae. The record is from the annotation of a GenBank genome assembly.
GACAGAGCAAGCUUUCUGAGAUAGAAUACCUCCACCAUGCAAGUCCCACAAGUUCCUCCUGCACAGUUUAACAAAGGUGGUUCCUCUUCGAGCUCCCCAUUCGGAUUUCGUAUCUGCGGCUGUGCUAACUGCUCUGAUUCUUCCUCUCCGGAAGCCAAGGUGGUUAGAAGCUUUGAGGGUUCGGGGAGUGCUGGCCGUGUAAUUGAUUCUGUAAGGGACAGAGAUUGCAGUAAAGUGGUGGCUGCCCAUUUCAGAUGAUAUUGGAUAGUUUGCAGUAGUAGUGGAUAUUUGCAUGGGAUUUGUAGCGAUGUAUGGUCUGAUAAUUACUCAACAUUAUCUUUAUCUCUCUCAUCUUGCCAACACAUGUGCUGAUUUGUCAUGGGGCCCAGGAUCCGAAUCUGACAUGGCUCAAAACUCCUCCAGCCAAUAAAAAUUUUACACGUGGCAUUAAUCUAAAAUUUUGCAAUUUAUGGUGUAAACAAAUAUAUUAUUAAAUAAAUAUAACAUUUUAUU